AUGGAGUCCUUUAAGUCCUUUGACCAUGCCAGAAAAGGAAAGGAGCACAAAGAAUCACUUCCGCCGUCCACACCGUCCACCACAACAGCGCCUAACAGAGAUAUGCCUAAGGAUCUCCGGCCAGCGACACUUUCGCGAAGAGCUUCCGUCGUACCUAAAGCGGUUAUCGUCGAACGGCGAAAGCGACGAGGUCUCCUCGCCAAUCUCUCCUUAAUACCAGAGGUUGACGACCCCUACCAUUAUGCCCGCAAGACAAAAUGGCUCCUGACCAUCCUCGUGGCAUUUAUGGGAAUGGCUGGUCCCAUAGGAUCUACUAUCAUAGUCCCUAGGCUCAAGGACAUCGCAGAGGCCUUCGAUGCUUCCCAUACCAUUACGAACAUGAAUGCAGCCGUCUACAUGCUCUCCAUGGGAAUCUUUCCGCUGUUCUGGUCCAGCUUCUCAGAGACGAGCGGGAGAAGGACAAUAUAUAUCGUCUCCUUUAGCCUCUUUGUGCUCUUCAGAGCCUUGGCUGCUGUUUCAACGAAUAUGGCUAUGCUGAUCGUCUUCCGAACGUUCUCGGGAGGAGCUGCAGCAUCCGUCCAAGCUGUCGGAGCAGGAACGAUUGCCGACAUAUAG
Messenger RNA from Alternaria postmessia, 615 nucleotides. RefSeq lists its product as uncharacterized. The coding region runs from base 1 to 615 and encodes 204 amino acids. Gene Ontology annotation, molecular function: polyamine transmembrane transporter activity. The transcript has a single exon. Gene Ontology annotation, biological process: intracellular polyamine homeostasis; transmembrane transport. The record is from RefSeq and is a predicted model, not a curated record. Lineage: Eukaryota; Fungi; Ascomycota; Dothideomycetes; Pleosporales; Pleosporaceae.